Molecule: messenger RNA, 444 nt
Organism: Gossypium arboreum
Lineage: Eukaryota; Viridiplantae; Streptophyta; Magnoliopsida; Malvales; Malvaceae
Exons: 3
Coding region: 1-444 (147 amino acids)
Source: RefSeq, a predicted model, not a curated record
AUGCCGUAUUCCAUUAUUCUCGAUGAACUUAGUGAAGGUCCAGAGGUGGUUUCUGAGACUGAGGAAAAGGUCCGUUUGAUUCGAGAUGGACUGAAAGCGGCUUCUGAUAAACAAAAGUCUUAUGCAGAUCUGAAGCGUCAAGAGAUAGAAUAUUUCGUGGGAGACCUCGUUUUCCUUAAGUUGGAGCUAUCUCUAGAGCUAGACCGGAUUCAUGAUGUGUUCCAUGUUUCGAUGUUGAAACGUUAUCACUCUGAUCCCACGCACAUUGUUCCUAUGGAGGUGAUAAAAGUUUGGCCAGGUCUAUCAUUUGAGAAGGAGCCAGUGCAGAUAUUGGAUCACGACAUAAAGGUUUUAAGGAGGAAGUCUAUUCCCCUAGUGAAAUUGUUAUGGCGUAAUCAUAGGAUAGAGGAGGCUACUUGGGAGCUGGAGGAUUCGAUGCGUUAG